Molecule: messenger RNA, 1910 nt
Organism: Tympanuchus pallidicinctus (lesser prairie-chicken)
Lineage: Eukaryota; Metazoa; Chordata; Aves; Galliformes; Phasianidae
Gene: ANXA10
Product: annexin A10
Exons: 12
Coding region: 254-1231 (325 amino acids)
Cellular component (GO): cytoplasm
Molecular function (GO): calcium ion binding; calcium-dependent phospholipid binding
Source: RefSeq, a predicted model, not a curated record
AAUCAUAUUUAUUCACAUCAGAUUAAUGACUAAGUACACAAGGAACCCAUAAAACCUGAGGACACGCAGUACCAAGCACUGCUCCUGCUCCAUGGUCACCUUGGAGCCAAAAGAACUUGGCAGCAGUUGCAUCGGAUGAUUUCUCUAAAAUGCACUAAGAGUUAACUGUAAUAAUUUGGUUUACUAGACCAUUAGCUUUAUUUUAGGAAAGUUACUAUUUUCAUCUCAACAGAACUUGAAGGCUUGCAUCACAAUGUAUUGUGGAGCUUACCAGACACAAGGAACCAUUCUUCCAGCUCCAAAUUUCAACCCUGUUAUGGAUGCUCAGUCCCUAGGAGGAGCCCUACAGGGAAUCAGUUGUGAAAAAGACGUGCUGAUUGACAUCCUCACACAGCGCUGCAAUGCACAGCGGCUCAUGAUUGCUGAGGCAUACAGAGACAUGUAUGGCAGGGAUUUGAUGGCAGACCUGAAAGACAAUCUCUCUCAUCACUUCAAAGAAGUCAUGGUUGGCCUAAUGUACCCACCUGCAUCCUAUGAUGCCCACGAGCUCUGGCAUGCACUGAAGGGAGUAAACACAGAAGAGCAGUGUCUAAUUGACAUAUUAGCCUCAAGGUCAAAUAUGGAGAUAUUCCAGAUGAAAGAAGCCUACUUAACACAAUACAACAGUGAUCUUCAGCAAGAUAUUGAUUCUGAGACUUCUGGUCACUUCAGAGAUACUCUGAUGAACCUCGCUCAGGGAACAAGAAUGGAAGGAUAUGCAGAUCCUGCUACAGCUGCUCAGGAUGCAAUGAUUCUAUGGGAAGCCUGUCAGCAGAGAACAGGCGAACACAAAAACAUGCUGCAAAUGAUCCUGUGCAACAGGAGUUACCAGCAGUUGUGGAUGGUUUUCCAGGAGUUCCAAAGUAUCUCUGGGCAAGACCUAGUAGAUGCCAUCAAUGACUGCUACGAUGGAUAUUUUCAAGAAUUACUGGUUGCAAUAGUUCUCUGUGUCCGUGACAAGCCUUCCUACUUCGCUUACAGACUCCAUCAUGCCAUUCACGACUUUGGGUUCCACAAUAAAACAGUCAUAAGGAUUCUCAUUGCCAGGAGUGAAAUUGACUUGAUGACUAUACGACAACGAUACAAAGAGAGAUAUGGGAAAUCGCUCUUCCAUGAUAUUAAACAUUUUGCUUCAGGGCAUUAUGAGAGUGCUUUGCUUGCUAUCUGUGCUGGUGAUGUUGAAGAUUAUUAAGAAAGAAGAUGACGGAUUUUGAAGACAGUAUAAAUUGAUUUUAAGUGGAAAUUCAAGCUAUACACAACACACUGUAAUUGUGGGAGGUAUCUAAUCUACUCAGAAGAUCAGAAAAAUCAGUGCUAAACAUUUAACAAUUUUAAAUCUUUGUUUGAGACAAGAAAAAUGUAAAGAAACGUUGUCAGGAACAUGGUUUUACCCCCAAUUUCAGACUGAUGUUGCCGCUACUGUUAUUACUGUAAAUUAAUGGUAGAAUUGGUAAAAGUACUUGAUGUAAGCACACGUUUAUUAUUUAAUCAUGCAACGCUCCAAAAACUUAACACAAGGGACGUGGCGAUCCUUCAAUUCUGUUCACACCUGUUUUGAUGAGGGGAAAAAAAAACAAACACGGGAAGACGAGGCAUUUCAUGGCUUUCUGCAGAGAACUUCCACUCCAAAGGAGUAAAUCUGGAAACCUUUGCGCCUUUGUCAUUUAAAUCAUCGGAAGCCGCUCGGGGUGUGAGUUCUGAGCUGGCUCACAACCGCUAAGGCUUCCUGCCCGAAGGUUCACAGACGCUGAGGAGGACAUUUUGUGACAACUCACACCACAGCCCAGGAAGCGUAGAAUAAAGCAAUAAACCCAAAGAUAAGCUCCUUUAUAAGAUUAUCUACAGCCUAUCCGUUAAACUGCCUAGCACGU